This is a messenger RNA of Letharia columbiana, 1353 nucleotides long. RefSeq lists its product as uncharacterized. Gene Ontology annotation, molecular function: saccharopine dehydrogenase activity. The record is from RefSeq and is a predicted model, not a curated record. NCBI's taxonomy places the organism in Eukaryota, Fungi, Ascomycota, Lecanoromycetes, Lecanorales, Parmeliaceae. The coding region runs from base 1 to 1353 and encodes 450 amino acids. Gene Ontology annotation, cellular component: cytoplasm. The transcript is spliced from 14 exons.
AUGGCUCCUCAAAGUGUUCUUAUGCUCGGCUCUGGUUUCGUUACCAAGCCCACUUUGGAUAUUUUGAGCGACGCUGGCAUUGAGGUCUCUGUUGCCUGCAGAAAUAUCGACAGCGCAAAGAAGCUCUCCGAGGGCGUCAAGCUCGCAAAGCCAAUCUCCCUCGAUGUCACCGACGACAAAACCCUCGACGCUGCGGUAGCACAACACGAUCUUGUUAUUAGCUUAAUCCCAUACAACUUCCAUCCUACCGUCAUCAAAUCCGCGAUCCGAAACAAGAAGAACGUUGUCACCACGAGUUAUGUCUCCCCAGCCAUGCUCGAGCUUGAACAACAGGCAAAGGACGCGGGAAUCACCGUUUUAAACGAGAUUGGUCUCGAUCCCGGCAUCGACCAUUUAUACGCAGUUUCCAUGAUCGAGAGCGUACAUAAGGCAGGAGGGAAGAUCAUAUCAUUCUUGUCAUACUGUGGAGGACUCCCAGCUCCAGAAGACUCUGGAAAUCCAUUAGGCUAUAAGUUCUCUUGGUCAUCCCGUGGGGUUCUGCUCGCUCUAAGAAAUGCUGCAAGCUUUUACCAAGGAGGAAAGGUUGUCAACGUUGCUGGUCCAGAGUUAAUGGCCACCGCCAAGCCAUACUACAUCUACCCAGGCUUCGCUUUCGUCGCAUACCCCAACCGUGAUUCAACCACAUAUAAGGAACGCUAUAAUAUCCCAGAGGCGAAAACCAUCAUCCGUGGGACUCUGAGAUAUCAAGGAUUCCCAGAAUUCGUCAAGGUUCUCGUCGAUAUUGGCUUCCUCAGUAACGAGGAGCAGAGCUUCUUGAAGGAGCCAAUCACCUGGAAAGAGGCCACUCAGAAGAUCCUUGGUGCGUCUUCAUCAAGCGAGAAAGAUCUCUUAUGGGCAAUUUCAUCAAAAACGACCUUUAAAGACAACGAUGAGAAGAACCAAUUGAUGACAGGUCUCAAGUGGGUUGGCAUAUUCUCCGAUUCAAAGAUUACCCCACAAGGAACUCCGCUGGAUACUCUGUGCGCCACUCUUGAAGAAAAGAUGCAAUUCGAGGAGGGUGAGCGUGACUUAGUGCUUCUUCAACAUAAAUUCGAGAUCGAGAACGAGGAUGGCAGAAAGGAGACCAGAACUUCUACCCUCUGCGAGUACGGUGCUCCAAUUGGAACUGGAGGCUACUCAGCAAUGGCAAAAUUAGUCGGCGUACCGUGCGGAGUUGCCGUCAAACAGGUACUUAAUGGCACGAUCUCCGAUAAGGGUAUUCUCGCCCCAAUGAACUCCAAGAUCAACGAUCCAUUAAUGAAGGAGUUGAAGGAGAAGUACGGUAUCGAGUGUAAGGAGAAGAUUAUCCCAUAG